AUGGCGGUAUCCGUUAGCCGUCUCACUGCGUCGGCCACGUCGCGAAAUCACACGGCAGAUGGUCUAGCCCCCUCGGACACUCAACCUCCCCUCCCGCUACCAGCACCCUCGGAGCCUUGGCCGCGACCGUAUUAUUUCGAGGACGGGUUGCGCCGCGUCUCGCCUUACUUCUACACAUACAACACGUGGUGCAAAGAACGAUGGCGAGGCCGGAAGCUGGUCGAUGUUUUCGAAAGCGAGUUCCGCGAUAGACCUCUCGAGUACUAUCGCGCCGCCAUGGAGUCUGGCCAGGUCGCCGUCAAUGGCAAAACAGUCGGUCCAAAUCACAUCUUGAAAAACGGCGACCUUGUAUCUCAUACCACGCAUCGCCACGAGCCGCCCGUCACGGCCGAACCCAUCGGCAUCAUCCACGAAGACGAUGACAUGGUCGUCAUCAAUAAGCCCUCGGGCGUGCCCGUUCAUCCGGCUGGGCGAUACAACUACAACUCGGUCGUCGAAAUUAUGAAAGCAGAGAGGGGUCCAGCCUUUUCCCCGCGGCCUUGCAACAGGCUCGACAGGCUCACGAGCGGUAUCAUGUUCAUCGCGAAGCAUGCCAAGGCUGCCGAACAGUUGGGCGCCCAGAUCUUCCAGCGAAGCGUCCGCAAGGAGUACAUCGCCCGCGUCAUUGGCAGGUUCCCUGACGGAGAGGUCGUGUGCGAUCAGCCGAUUCUCCAAAUCUCCCCCAAACUCGGCCUGAACAGGGUGCGGGCCAAUGGCAAGCCCGCUAGGACCGUCUUCAAGCGCCUGGCUUAUUACCCCCCCCCUUCCGGCUCGAGCUCGAACGCGGGUCGGAGUGCCGAUGAGCUGACCGGCCAAGCGGAGGCUGCGGAGCGGGGCGGAACAUCAUCCUCUCAACCCGCCGGUAACCGCAAGACAGACGAGGGAUACUCCAUCGUCCGGUGCCUGCCUGUGACGGGCAGAACUCAUCAGUUGAGGGUUCACCUACAGUUCCUGGGCCAUCCGAUCCAAAAUGAUCCCAUCUAUGCCAACCAAAAGGUAUGGGGCUUCGAUCUUGGCUGCAACGACGCCGAGGCCAAGCAGAACACUGACGAAGACAUCAUCACUCGCCUCUCCCGGAUGGGCAAGGACCAAGUCGCGGAUGCGGUGGCAUACUACGACGAGAUGGUGGAUGACUACUACAAGAAGAAGGCGGAAAAGAUGUCGGGCGAAGUCUGUGCCGUCUGCAGCACCCCGUUGUAUACCGACCCGGGAGAUCAGGAGCUCUCUCUCUGGCUUCACAGUCUGCAGUACGAGGAUGCCGAGGGUGCCUGGAGCUACGUCAGCCCUUUGCCGCGCUGGGCCCUGCCGCCAGAGGGGACUAGCGGUCCCACGCAGGUUGGCAGUAUGGAGGAUCUGGUGGGCGCAGCUGGAGUCGCCGGCAGUAUCGAGUAA
Molecule: messenger RNA, 1431 nt
Organism: Parathielavia appendiculata
Lineage: Eukaryota; Fungi; Ascomycota; Sordariomycetes; Sordariales; Chaetomiaceae
Product: pseudouridine synthase
Exons: 1
Coding region: 1-1431 (476 amino acids)
Biological process (GO): enzyme-directed rRNA pseudouridine synthesis
Molecular function (GO): pseudouridine synthase activity; RNA binding
Source: RefSeq, a predicted model, not a curated record